ACUUUUGUGCACUAUCGCUCAGUCUAGUUUCAUCUAUCGACAUGAUUCCUCGAGGUUUCGUUCUUCUUGGCCUAUUCCUGGCCACGGUGGUCUCUGCCACCCAAAGAUCCUACGAUGGCUUCAAGGUGUACAACGUCCAGCAGGAGACGCAAGCCCAGGCUGAUCUGCUCUUCCGAAUGGCUGAAGCCAACCACAAGCUGGACUUUUGGUUCCUGAGCAAACGAGUUGGCGACAAUGCCACCGUUAUGGUGCCUCCGGAGGAUCAGGAGCGGUUCAUGGCUUCGCUGGAAAAGUAUGGGCUGCAGUUCACUGAGUUGAUUCAUAACGUGGAAAGCACUCACGAUGAGUACACUUCAACGGCAACGCGUCACGCGUCCCUGCCCGCCCACCGCAACAUCUUGACCAGCUACCUGCGUCACGCCGACAUCAACGCUUAUCUGGACGAGCUGGCCAGCAAGCACUCGGCAAAAGUAGUCGUCCACGAGGUCGGCCGUUCCCACGAAGAUCGCGCGAUCAAAACCAUCACCAUAAACCCAGGCAAGGACAAAGUGAUCUUCCUGGACGCAGGAAUCCACGCCCGCGAGUGGAUCGCCCCUGCGACGGCCCUGUACGUGAUCGAUCAGCUCGUCAAGCACAACUUUGAGGGGGAUGACGCGCUGAGUUCCGUCAGCUGGGUGGUCCUGCCGGUGGUCAAUCCGGACGGGUACGAGUUCAGCCACGAGCAGGACCGUUUCUGGCGCAAGACGCGACGCCCGUCCGGAAACUGUGCCGGAACCGACGGUAACCGUAACUUUGCCUUCCACUGGGGAGAGGUUGGUGCCUCGGCGCAACCUUGCUCGGACACGUACCGCGGAGAAGCACCCUUCUCCGAGCCGGAAACCACGAUCGUGCGCGAUGAACUCCUGAAGCUCAAGGGAAGCUGCAAGUUCUACCUGACGCUUCACUCGUACGGAAACUACAUGCUCUACCCGUGGGGUUGGACCGACGACCUGCCGGCGACCUGGGAAGAUCUGGACGAAGUUUCGCAAGCCGGUGCCGCUGCAAUCAAACAGGCUACCGGCACGCGGUACACGGUGGGAAGUUCGACGAAUGUGCUUUACGCUGCCGCGGGAGGUUCGGACGAUUGGGCGUUCGCAGAGGCUGAGGUGCCGAUUUCGAUCACCAUGGAACUGCCCGGAGGCGGAAACAGUGGGUUCAAUCCGCCGCCGUCGGCGAUUGAGAAAAUCGUUAAGGAAAGUUGGGUCGGAAUCCGGGCUAUGGCGGAGAAGGUGGCGGAAAAGUACUGAAUAAAUAGGAAAAAAA
Molecule: messenger RNA, 1302 nt
Organism: Culex quinquefasciatus (southern house mosquito)
Lineage: Eukaryota; Metazoa; Arthropoda; Insecta; Diptera; Culicidae
Product: carboxypeptidase B
Exons: 2
Coding region: 42-1286 (414 amino acids)
Biological process (GO): proteolysis
Molecular function (GO): zinc ion binding; metallocarboxypeptidase activity
Source: RefSeq, a predicted model, not a curated record